This is a messenger RNA of Kazachstania africana CBS 2517, 1233 nucleotides long. It is a transcript of the gene KTR3, whose product is annotated as mannosyltransferase KTR3. The transcript has a single exon. NCBI's taxonomy places the organism in Eukaryota, Fungi, Ascomycota, Saccharomycetes, Saccharomycetales, Saccharomycetaceae. Gene Ontology annotation, cellular component: membrane; Golgi apparatus. Bases 1 to 1233 code for a protein of 410 amino acids. Gene Ontology annotation, biological process: protein N-linked glycosylation; protein O-linked glycosylation; cell wall mannoprotein biosynthetic process. The record is from RefSeq and is a predicted model, not a curated record. Gene Ontology annotation, molecular function: alpha-1,2-mannosyltransferase activity.
AUGGGGAGUGAACAUAAGAAGAGACUUAUGCCCAAGUCAGCUUUGCUGGUUAGGAAGUACCAGAAGGGAAUUAGAGUCUCAUUUGCUACUUUUAUUGUUGUUUUGACAAUAAUGUUCUUCCUUCAUACACCAAGCCAUUAUACUACAGAGAACAGUAACGCUAUUAGACAAGGUCAGACCUCGCCGAAAGAGACCUCUGAGUAUCUAAUUCCAUUCACAGAUCAGUCCCAAAAAGUUGUCCAUCCAGUGGAUGAUGGUGUCAAAGUAAAGGCUGCUAUGGUCACCUUAGCAAGAAAUUCAGAUUUAUGGAACCUGGUUAACUCAAUCAGACAUGUCGAAGAUCGUUUCAACAAUAGAUACCAUUACGAUUGGGUCUUCUUGAAUGAUAAGCCAUUUUCUGAUGAAUUCAAGAGAGUGACAAGCGCGCUUGUUUCUGGUAAAGUGAAGUACGGUUUAAUUCCAGAGGAAGAUUGGUCUGUUCCAUCAUGGAUUGACCAGAAAAAGUUUGACGAAAGAAGAAUUGCAAUGGGUCAAGAAAAUGUUCCUUAUGGUGACUCUAUCCCAUAUAGACAUAUGUGUCGUUUCCAAUCAGGUUUAUUUCUAAAAAGUCCGUUGUUAGAUGAAUACGAAUACUAUUGGAGAGUUGAUACCGACAUCAAGAUUCACUGUAAUAUUCAAUACGAUAUUUUCAAAUUCAUGAAAGAAAAUCAUAAGAAGUACGGUUUUAUCUUAUCUGUUAGUGAAUAUAAGGCCACAAUCCCAACUUUAUGGGACACAAUCAAGGACUUCACUACGAAACAUCCCGAACAUGUCAACAAGAAUAAUUUACUGGACUUUGUUUCCAACGAUAAAGGUAAUACCUAUAACUUAUGCCAUUUCUGGACUAAUUUUGAAAUCGCUUCAUUGGAAUUUUAUAGAUCUAAGGCAUACCAAGACUACUUCAACUACUUGGACAAGUCUGGUGGUUUCUUCUAUGAAAGAUGGGGUGAUGCGCCGGUUCACUCGAUUGCUGCCGCUUUAUUCUUGGACAAAUCGGAAUUACAUUUCUUCGACGGUAUUGGUUUCUACCAUCCAAAUUUCCAUUCAUGUCCUGUUGAAGAAUCUAUCAGACUCCAGAACCAAUGUGUUUGUGAACCCGCCAAAGAUAACACCUGGUUCGAUUUCUACUUCUGUACCAGAAAAUUCUUCAGCGCACAAGGCCUUGAAAUACCUCCAGAAGCUAGAAAAGACUAG